ACCAAGAAAGACACCGGGGGGUUAACAACACACCGAGGCAACUCUGGACAUAACUGCAGCUCCUUAUUGGUCAGGACUCUUGGAGCUUAGUGCGUAACGACGCGCACUUCAUACGCACAAGCCGAGUCGAAUAUUUACUGGAAGAAGCUCUAGGAUAUCCAACUAUCUGGAAUUAUCUAGGAGUUUUGUCGCUGUCUGGGUUUAUUUUACAUGCCAAAGCUGGGGGAACAGAGUGGAAAACAGCAGACUUCAACGCGAAGCUUUACAGUUUUCGCCACAAUAAUUGGUAAGUAGUAUACAAUCUGACAAGUCACCGGUACAUAGAUUUUUUAGCAAGCUGACACCCCCGUCAACUUUGGCAGGGGUUUCAUUGUAUGAGUGGGCUACAGAGUGACUGGGGACAAGCAGUCAAUCACAGAUCGAUAAAAGCCUGUUGUAAAAAGAUGUCUGAGUCACCUACCAUGUAAACUCCGUGAACAUCAUUAAGUUAAUAAGGCUGGGUAUCGACGGCAGGGAAAUGUCAUCGUUACUGUAAAUUACAAUUAGCAGCUGACAGUAAGUCAUUGCUGAUAUUGCCUGCUAGAAGCACAAUAACGACCGUAUUAUUACAUAAAACGGUUGUGACAGCCGACUUUAUGGUGUCUUACAUUUUAUAAUCAACUCGUAGUAGGAAAAAGUCAAUUAUACAAUUAGAAAUGCUUGGAUAGAAAAGCUUGCCCUAUUACCUAAACUGAAUGAACUGCCAUUGUUAGACAGAAGUAACUAUGAAUCACUUAUAAGUUUUGGUUGUCCGAGUUUCUUCGUUGGCCACUAGGUGGCGACCGAGCACCUAUGUUUUCAUGUGGGCCAAUACCCCUACUUAUACUGGGAGACCCACAAGAGGUGUGGAUGUAAGCCUAUGCAUGCAAUUUACAAUCUGUCCCCUCUCUACAAGCUCCUCUGCUUACAUUGUUGACCCACAUUUGUUGCUCACCUCAGGCUGGAAUAUGUUAACCAGCUACAUGAGACUGUGAAGCCACUGCAUGCAGGGUAUUCUCAGUCAUCAUUUUAAACAGUGAUUCCUAUCUGUUUAGUGGCAUUUGUUGUAUGCUGCUGCAAAUUAGUCGACAUCCCUUACGCUGAAGAGAUACUCUCUCCAAUGUGUAAUUUGUAGAUUUCUUACGAUCGUCUCGAUGGUCUGUGCAUGUCGUCGAGGUCGGGGGGGGGGGGGGGGGAGAUGGCGUCAGCACUCUUCAUGCCAUAACAACCUAUAGUGAUAAGGUGGAUUUACUAGUGUGGAGCUAGUGGUCUCGUAACCCACGAACAAGUAAACUACGCAAUAGCAGCCAAAAAAAAAAACACACACACUUUUUGUGUACUCCUUUGAAUCGAGAUGUCCUCUCUCCCAGGACAUUUCAUAGCACAGUUGACCUUAACAUGCACAUGACAAAUAAACAAAUCUUUACGAAGUUAAUACUUUAAGGUUGAAUAAUUAUUGGCAAUUUAACUGAUGCCAAAUCAAUCAUUUGUUGGUUAUUAUGAUGCUUUUACGUGUAAACCAUAUGGCUAUUUAGCUUCUAGAAUGUAGCCCAAUGAGUGUCUAUCCAAUAGCAACCAACAAUAAACGAGUUAGACCACUGGAUAGUUUAAGUGUUAUCGAUAAACAUCGUAAAAAUAAGUAAUUAGCAGUAAGAAAAAGGGUUGCAAUAGCAAAAAUAAACACUUCUUCAUCUUAAAUAAGCUCUCUCCAAACCCCCCUGAGACCUCUUGACAACCACGAGCCCCACUUUAAGAAGCUCUGCUGAAGGCUUCCUCUGUGGUAUGGGCAACAUAUUUCAUCCUAUGCUGUAAUUAUGAAUGGCCUAAACUCGCCUGCCCUCCACGUGGGUGUGGAUCUCUUCUUACCAUUGGUCGAGUUUAGCAGCGUCCUGGAAGAGCUCUCCCGUGAUUGGUCGAGCUGCCUCCGGUCUGUGGGCGUAUUUUUAUCGAUGGUGGAAGUAGGAUACUUUGUGACACUGUUCAUUGUCGAUAUUUCACAGGAGCUGCCGUGGGUAUGAGAGCGGCGGAGAGCCUCCCAAUAGCCGUAUGAGGCUUCGCAGCUCCAGGACCGUGUGCUUUCUCUGCUAAAAGCUUGUAAAAACACCGAGAGGAAUUUUUGUAUUCUUUUUUUUCCAGGCCGCGUAGUUUUUGUUGUUAAAGGUAACCGUCUUGAGCGUCUAUUUUGCAGACUACAUACUUGGGUUUUUUCCUUGGUUUUCGCCCAAUCAAUGUAGCAUUUAGGAGUGUUGCAUGCAUGCUGGAAAGGGAAACAAAGAAAACGAUCAAACAAAGAGAAAAAAACAAGCCUUACGUAGUUGACUUUCCUGUGGGAAUAUUCUCAUGAUAUCGACCACAGAGGAGACGGACUGGGUUUUAUUCUGACUCUCGGAGAGCGAGAGAAAGACGCACAAGAGCCAAAGAGAGACCCGAGAGAAGGCGAUCUGAAUGCCGCCUUUCAUUUGCGAGCAGAACACGGGACGGUAGCCGAAGCGACGGACCUGCUUCCCCAUCCUCCUCACCCUUCCUCACUCCCGGCUCUGCUCGUCUCGCCCCCCAACCCCCUUUUCUCUGACCACAGGUUAUCGGAUGGACCAGCAUCCCAGCGCCCGGAGCUGCACCAGUCGCGGGGCUUCGUCCUGCGAAGCUGUCCCGGCUGAGCCCUCCAUGAAUCUGUACAUCCACUCUACCACCGGCACGCGUUUCGAGCUCUCCCUGCCCCUGGAGGAGACCGUGGAAGGACUGAAGAGGAGACUGUCGCAAAAACUCAAAGUACCAAAAGAGAGACUCGCACUGCUACACAAAGAAACGUAAGUAAAACUCCUCAUUUUUUUGUUUGUGCUUGCCACAAUUGUGCACAUUUUUUGACUCGAGUCAGUCUGUGCUCGUAGUGUCAGAAUCCGCACUAAAAGAAAUGCGAAUGAACCGAGUUUAGGUGCGUUGAUCCUCCCGAGACCGCGAGGUAUUAAUCUAUACUUUGGAUUUAUACGAUGCUGAGCUCUCGGGAGAUUCAGAGGCAACCUUGGCUGCUUUUGCCGUCAAUACAUUCAAAGAAACCACUGACCAUCAGGAGGCACGGUAUUGGAAUUACGCAUAGGGGACGCACCGGUCACUGGAACAGUAUUGAUGAGGCGAUCUGCAGACUUGCAUUGAUUCAUGUCUCCUUCAUUAUAAAUACCGAAGCCUGACUGAAUUACUAAUGCUGUGGGAAUCAAACAUGUUAAUCAUUAAUGAGUAAAGUCACAAGGACUAGGUUGCCUGUAAUUUAUUUACUCAGCUGCUGCACAUGCAUCUAGUUCAUUGUUCAUCUAUUUCAUGUCACUGGACAGUGAAAGGUGGACAUAUCUAGUAGUCUGAUGAGGUUGUAAAAGUGUUUUAGCCACUUAAGUUGUUAAACUGGAUUGCUUGCUGGGAGGUUUUGGCUUGCUGGUUUAUCAAAGCACUCAGAAAAUACAGCUAAAACAGCACACCGGGCUUUUAUUAUCUAAACUAGCCUUAAUACAUACUUGGUUGUUGUCAAAUGAAUUGUGUCUGAGUUAAAUUAGCAAGCAAGAGUGCAGGUGAUGUUAUGCAAAAAAAGAAGAGGAAGGGUUUCAAGCAUGCAAACAGCCAGCAUUGUCUUUCAGCCCCCUUCCCCUCCCCAUUGUAAUCAGCUAAAUAAAUCACAUCAUCCUUUAAAACCUCAAACCAUUUCUUUUUACUUCCCCUCCUGUCUCAAACUGUAGACCUACAGCAAGUCAGUGCUGAGGGCCUUUGUUCAGCUGCAUGGGGUGAGAUUUGGGUCAUGCCUGUACAGCAGGCAGUCCUUAACAUUCUUCGCCAAAAUAAAGGAGGCAUACAAUCAGGCACUUGUAUGUGAGUGGUUUUAGUGCAGGGUGACUUGCACAGAGAGACAAUUUCUUCAUUAUGGACAAAUACUCCAGCUCUGCACCAAACAUUGAAUACUAAAGUAAAAUUCAGGUCAUCUUGCUCAAAAACUAACAUUAUCUACAUUUUGAUUAACAAUAGAAGCACAAUGUCAAUAUUAGGUACUUAUACUGUUUAUCUAUUCCUGGGUGUGUGGUUUUGCUUUCAACUUGUACAUUUUGCUCCUCAUUUGUACAAAUCAAAAUGCCAAAAGAAAAUACUUACCUCCACUUAGGCAAGUGGCAGUGGUGCCAGAUAUCCACUGCGAGCAGUUGUCAAGCUCCACUAUACUUGAAAUUGAAAUAUGACAGCCCAAUCAAUACUUCUCUUUCAUGGAGCUUUUCACCCACGGCUCUUUUCCAAACUAGUUUUGAAGUCUGUCUGCCCCCCUGGCUGAAGGGUGUUUGUGUGUCUGAGGAGAGAAGAUAUUGUCAGCACAGUCUAAUUAUCUUGUUCUCUCUACACCUGCAGGCGACUAAGUUCGGGCAAACUCCAGGAUCUAGGCAUAUCAGAUGGGAGCAAGUUAACACUUGUACCAACAGUCGAAGCAGGAUUAAUGGUAAGACCCACCUGACUGGGAUUCUUGUUUUAGUUUGGAGUCCAGAUACAGAUAAAAGACAACAAUCUAAUUCAUGUUUUUGCACGUGCAUACUUGAUGUACCCCCACUCCCCCCCCCAAAGACAUUUUUAAUGCUUUUCUCUCCUCCUUUGUAGUCUCAAGCAUCAAGACCAGAACAGUCAGUAAUGCAAGCCUUGGAGAGUUUAACAGAAACUCAGGUAAGAGCCAGUUUCUCUGUGUCAAAAAUAGCAGCCUGUUCGUGUUUGCAUGGGGAAUAUGGGAGGUUGGAGCUUUUUUUUUUUAAGGGCAGAGCAACACCCAGAUAUGACCAGUACAGAGAGAGGGAGAGAGAGAUGAGCUGAGCAGGCUGCUCAAAGACAAGCCUCUUUGCUUGUCUAAUCUCAGCCUCUUAAACAACCCAAGCCAAGCUAGACAUCCACUGUGAGCUGUUAGGAUAUAAUAAGCAGCAACACCCUCCUGUCUCCUAGUAACAUCUGUGAUAGUGUAUGUGCAUGUGUGUGUGUAUGUGUGUGAAUGUGCUUGCACAUCACUGUGAGAAGCCACGGAGAGCAUCGCACAAGAAAGGCUUAUUUGCGAGCUGCUGUGAAGUCCUGCACAGAGCACACUCACUUCACUCUUUCUGUUUAUAUAUUUAUCUGUAAUCUCUCUCUACUCCUUCUGUAUUUCAUGCUUUGACACACACAUUCACACACACAUGCACAGGCAAGUUUCCAGGAAGUGUGCUGUGGCGGCAUGGAGACCGAGCGUAGUCUCACGCACUCAUAAACAGAGUGCUGGAUCACCAGAUGACAGCCUUCUCACUCUGUAUUAGCAUAGGGUUCCUGGAAGCGGAGCUUGCAUAGCUGAAGCGGAGCCUACACCUCGCACUUUAAGUGAAACGGCUCUGUAGGCCUGCUGAAAUACUGUAUGCAUUUGAGUCAUUGUGGCAUGACUCACUGAAAUGAUCAAUAGUGAGAGUAAAAUGAAAAAGGCAGAGUUCUGCGCUGGCCGCAGCGAGAGAGUGCGAGCGAGAAGAGAGGCGAUAAGGCUGAAUGCACACAGACAACAGUGUGACGUAUGAAACACUUUGCAGCUGACUGACUGACUCACACAGACUUCCUUUUGUAGCGUUGGGUAACACUGAGAUGUACGUAAGUGCAUCAGUGAUGCACUGCUGGGCGAUGUCAAAACAGUCCAAGAUGGCGAAAAAGGAUACUGAUGUAAGGAGUUACAUGUGUCAGUCAUGCAGAGGUGACAUCCUGAUGAAUUUGUCCUAAGAGUUAUACUGAUCUGAGUCACUUUUUUAUCAGAGAAUGUGGGCUGCAGGAGAUAAUGCAGUGGGGUUCGGUACGGCUUCGUUCCCUGCUGAUAAUUUUGUGGUGGAAAUCCUUUCCUGGUUGUGUUUGUGUGUGAACUCAGCAUGUGUCUCGUAGCACUGACAUCAGAUGACUGUAUGUGUGUAGGUGUGUGUAAGUGAAUGUGUGCAUGUCCUUUCCUGGAUGUGUGUGCGUGUGUGUCAAAGUGGUAGUGGGCUGGAAGCGAGUCUUGCCCAUCAUCUGGUACGCCCUUGCUGGGGCAGCCAUGGGUGACUGUCAUGUUCACCAAGUGCAAAUGUUAAUUCAACCCGCGGAGACUGAAGAGCAGAUUUCGCAGUCUCGGUCCUGGGUUCCGUUUCCUUUAAAAUUCGUUUUGAGUCCGAUGCAUCCAUUUUUCAUAAGAUACCCUCACAUUGCAUAACUGCUGCAUUCAUAUUUACUGUCUUAGUAAUCAUAAUCCUGCAGUGGGGAUUGAAAGAAUACAGGGCACAGUUAGUACAAUAUCAGGCUAAGAGGUUAAAAAAAAAGGCAUAAAGCAGCUUUAGUGUGUUUUUAUCCCGAGAAAUUGAUUCCACUUUAUAAUUCAUGAAGCCGAAUGGAAUGAUAUAGAUUGCAGAGAGAUUAAGGAUCUGAGUAAGAUUAGAAAAUAGGAACACAAAAGCUUUUCCUCAUUUCCUCUCCUCCCCUUAACUCUGGGGCUAUCAAAAAUCAAUCAAUGCACUUAGCUCUUAAAAGUGUCUGACAUGAGAACUGAUAUGCCCAAACACCCAAAAAUAGCCUGGGGAAAAUGUGGGGUGGACGUUGGCUUGAGAAGUCACGGGUACUGACCCUGGACCCCCUCCUAGCCCACAAGUUUUUCAGUUCAUUGAGGUAUCAUUUCCACAUUGAAGAUGUUUUCCAGGAAGCAUGAGUAUUCUAGGAAGACAGGACAGAGUGAAUCUCCUUAUGUCUUCUCCGUAAGGAUUCCUUUUAGAGCGCACGGCUAGCUGCUAGCUAGGCAAUCAACCAAGCAGAACAUGACAGCUUCCAGGGCAGUUUCAGACUUUUGUGGAACAAGUUAGAUAGAAAAAUGUUUUAUAGAAGUGGAGCCUCGACAAUUAUCAGAAUAGGAUAUUUUUUUUCUCUCAAAGCUGUCUCCUCUUUUCCUCCCUUUUGCUCUCCUGUUUCUGCUUAACAGCUCUCUCAGGGCCCUAUAAUUUAAAAGUGCUGCGGUUUGCAAGUCCGACUUGCUGCCUCAAUUUGACCGUGAUGGCUGGCUUCUUCUUUAGCAAGGACAAUCCCGACUGCCUUAAUUCCCUCUCUGGCAACUCACUAGACUUUUUGCAUGACAUCUAAGCUGUAUUAAGCCACUGCUUCCUGACAGCCCAUCAAAAUACAGUUGCCUGCACUCCUCUCUUCUCAUUCUGUCUGCUAAAUAAAGGUUGUAUGUACAGCUUACAUAUGCAUGGACACACGCACACGCAUACACACCGGAAUCAAAAGGAUAUAUUUAAGAGGAUUUCUGAUCCUGCUCAGAGAAUGAGAAAAUGUCUGAUCCCAGUAGUUAAAUGGAUGUAUACUUACAUGACAAGCUUUGACGGGGGGAAUGAAAGCAAUAGUCACUACUUGUGGGCAUAUGAAAGCAUUGACAUCAUCACUCCCUCGAUUGAUUCUGGUAUUUGACAAAAAGAGAAGGAUUAUAUGUCCCUCUCAGCACACGGGGACUAUUUGCUCAUUGAUGCACAAAUUGAUGUUAGAAUAAAAGCCAACCAGGCAGGCAGGCAGGCAGGCAUCGCCCUUACCAUCCCCCUGCUGCCCUUCCCCCAUGCAGCCACCUCUUUGUUCCUGUCUUAAAGCAUGAGCACCAAACCUGCCCAGCUGACAGCCCCUCAAAUGCACUACAAUGAUUGAGGGUCACUCUUUAAGUUUGGCUCUCCCCCCCUCCUCGCGGCCCCCCCCUUUUAUCCUCUAUACAUACAUCCACAGGCGCCAGCUAUACCCCCAUCGUGUGCGACUACAGUGGUGCAUACCGGUUUCAAAAUCAAUGCACGGCCCAGCUGGAGUGAAGGCUCAGCAGGCUGCAGAUUGACAAAUUUUGCCUUGAACACUAACACAGAUUGCUUUAGGAAAGAGGCUGAGUGUUGCCAUUCCAUAUGUCCCCGCGGUAUAAGCUGUUACAUAUCUGCUCUACUUUUUUAGCGCCAACUGUCCUCACCCACUCCUCAUCCUCCUCCUCUACAUCUAAGAACUUACAGUAUGUCAUUGUGCCUAGACUUGGACAGAUGCAAACUCCUAUAUGUUGGGGAGUCACCCUCAGGUCACCCUCACCUCAUUUUCUUUGCUCGUACUCCCUUAGGGGGUGCCAUGUUAGGCCAAGCAGGUAGAAGCGAACAGAAAAAGGGGGAGCUUUGCUGCACUGGAGCAUCAAACUGAUUAGUGUUUAUAGGUUAGAGGCAAUAGGGAGGACAAGCACAUGCCUCAGUAACUCAAAGACAAAUGAGGAAAGAAGUCAUUGUCUAUCCAUAUAUAGUAGUUAAGGCAAUAUAUUGUAGACAUACAGUAAAGAUAGUCACAUGUGUACCUGUACUUUCCUGUUUUUACACAUGUAUGCAUGUAAAACAGCUCAAUGAAAGUGGUCAAUAUGUUUCUUUUUCCAGCCCCUGCGCCCUGUACACCACCUUAUCUAGAUGCUGGUUAAUCAGCAGAAUUGACACACUGGAAAUCAUUGAAGAGUAAUUGUAUUGAGAAUUUGGGAGGGCAAGGAAUUGAAAAAUGACUGAGUCUGUUUGUUGGUCAAUAUGAGGAGAUCCUCCCCUUUUUAUAGCACGCAACCCCCUCUGUGCUAUUGAAAUGAAGGCUUUUAUAUGCAUGCAGAAUAACAGAGAGGGUCUCUGCUCUUUAGAAUGGUAAUUUGCUUUUUUUUGUUACUUAAAUGAAAGCUGGAGAAAUUAAUUUGUUGCUGGAUGUGUAAAUCAAAUUGUGUAUGGAAUAAAAGACAAUGCUGAUCUAAAGGCCUUUUCAGUGCCCGCUCAUGUAAAUCCCGGCCUUGAAAAUUGCAUUAAUAGGCUGAUCACGCACUAUUUUUUUGCACCUGUGUAAUCCCCUUUGUGAUGCUGAAAUGCACAGCAGGAGGGGGAUGCUGGGAUGGAUGGGUGGAGAGAAUCAAGGUGUGUUGUGGAGGCAAUCAAGGGAGAGAUGGAUUUUUAGGGGAUUUCAGCGUCUCAUUGUGUUCAUGAAUCUGCUCGAUCGUGUGUUUGUAUGUGCGCGCACAUGUGCCGACGUUCGAUUUAAAUGUCUAUUCCUCGCGUGUGUCCUCUCUCAGUAGAAACAGGAGACGUAUCCCUCCAUAUUUUCGAGUCGUGACCACCAUUGUUUGCCAUUCCCCGAUGACAUUGAGCUUUUGUGAUUCAAGUAGCAGGCAUCGUGACUAGUGGGGCUAGUGUGUGGGAGGAAAGGAGGCCAGCAAUGUCACGUCUGGUAGCCACCACCAAGUCUAAUGAAGUCAAUUAGACCUAUACUACUGGUGCAGGGGUCAAAGGAACUAUGUCAUAAAAAAACGUAAUGAAAAGUUUUGCAGGGAAAGGAGUGCAUUUUUGCAGUUUCACCAUAGCUUAACCCUUAACCACGGUGCUUUCUAUCUGAUCUCUACUCUUCCUUACUUCUUUCCUGCUUCCUCAUUCGUACCCACUUACCAGAUCUCAAGCAGCAAAGAUGUGAUUUCCUCACUCUUCUUUUAUUAGCCUAAUGAUGUUGCAGUUUCCUCAAAUGUGUCUCACCGGGUACAGAAACUGCUCAUUGUUAAGUGACACUUUCCCUCCAUCAACACAGGAGCCUCUUAAAGCCGUGUUUAUCAGCCAGAAUAAGGAGAGCAGUGAGUCGAGCAAUUACAGCAAAUGUAUAAGUGCUAUAGGUUUAGAGGCAUGUGUGCGCAUUCAAAUCGGCCCUGUAUCAUGAACAGUUGUCGGCACAGUUGGUAGUGUGAGUGGUGGCUUUAGCUGGAACCUGAUCAUCCUGAACUUUGCCAUUCUGAUCCCUCUCUUCACUCAGCCGAUCAAAUUCAGUGAUGACCAGCUGGUCCUUCUAUUUGCUCCUUUCAACCCUCUCUGUUUCUUAUCAGGCAGAAUUGCAGACGACUAUCCAUCUUCUGGGGCCUUUGAAGAGCCCCUGGCUGCUUUUAGGAUUUGGGGCAUGAUGCAAGUCAUUGAUUUUUUUUCCUUCUCUCUUUUGAGGGCCUGUUACUGCAUCUUUAGUCAGUGUGUGCGUCUACUCAGAGACUAUCAAUAGUGUCUUGGUGAGAUCAAAACAUCUAGGUCUAUAGGCGGGUUAAUAAGCAGGUUUUCGAACCAUCCCUUUCACCUAGCAGUUCGACAGGUGAGAACCUGAACUGCUGGAAGAAGAAGAAGACGGCUUCCUCCUCUCAAGGCUUCCCUCUCUCCACCCUCCUGUCCCGCCCUCCAAUCCUCUAUCCUCUUUUCUCUGGCACAAAGCUGCUCAGUUGUUCAUGAAUGUCAGCUCAGUGCUGCCAGCGCUCUCUAUCUUUCCCUCCCUCUCUCUCGCUCCCUCUCUCACCCUCCCUGCCUCUCUUGGCUUCUCCCUCUCUCUUCCCUCACUCCUUAUCUCCCUCCCUUAGUUCGCUUAGCUUGCAAAGGAAGAACGACUGCAAAUGAGUUCCUUGAACCACAGGGACCCCAAUAAAUAAAACUGUCAGCCAGAGAUGUCGAAAGAAAAAAAAAAGGGAAGGAGCCAGAGGCACACUCUCACUGAAUAUUUCAUCACGCACCACCACCACCACCAUUCUGACACCCUACCCCCAUCACCCGCAUCCCCCAUCCCCCCUCACCAUCCCUGCCUUCUUCCUCUCUCAUGCCACCCCCUCCUUACUCCCCCAUUUUUCCUCCACCCCUCCUCUCCUUUAGUGCCCCUUAUCAUAUUCUCCCCCAUCACUGCAUAGCAACUGAAGCCUCUGCUAAAUAAAAUAGCACCUCCUGGACCCCGGCAGCUGAAACAGGGUGGUUGAUGGUGCUGGAUGUCAGGUCAGUUGUUUAAGAGGAGGGCGGGUGACAGUUAAAUGGGAACAGCCCUUUAUCAACACCUGUAAAAACUCACCUGGCCCACACCUCGUCCUUCAGGUAUGAUUUGCUCUCCUCUUUGCAUACCACUGCCGCCUCAGAAAGGGAAAAAUGUGUGGCGGUUUCUGUCUGCCUUAACACAACAAAAGUGGGUCCCUCCUCUCCUCUCCUCUCCUCUCCUCUCCUCUCUUCUCUUCUCCUCUCCUCUUGUGUCUCAUGUCUCUCAUAACAAACCGCCACAAACAGCAGUGAGGAGGCUGGCCUCUCUCACAGGCUCAUUUAAAGGCUGCUGUGUGGUGUUUGGAGCUCAGUAGGAGUGCAUGAAUCUUAUCUUGGUGGUUUUUGAAUAAUCCACACUAGUCAUUAUAGGGGCAAUCAAGCCCCCUCUCUGUUACUCCUGCUGUCACUCACUGCCCCAACCUUUUCUCUCACUUUCUCACACAUGUGGUCUCUCUCACUCGCACUCGCAAAAAAGCCCUGUUCAGACUUGACAUUAAAUGACAUUUUGGGUGGUUCCUUUAUCAUAUCAACUUCAGGCUGAACACUUUGAAUAUAUCCCCGCUGGUGCACUGUACCAAUUUGACUUGCCUUAAAAGAACUCUGUAUUGAAGCAGCUCAAAAAACCUCUCUCUCGUAUAGGUGAGAAGAACAAUGCAAUUGUUUAAGAGCUGAAGUUGCACUUUCUACUGAGCUUAAGCAAGUAGUUCAGGAUGAGCCGUAACCAGUCUGUCCUGGUACAUCAACAGCCUGAGAGACCGUUUUCUCAGAAACAUAUUUAGAGAAAUAUGUAAACUAUUGUUGUGGUUUGGCUGUUCCUUCCUAUACAUGAAAAUGGUGUUCCUGGCAUCUGAAAAUGCGAACUCUCAAAACCUGGUUCCAGUUCUUUAGAAAACGGCAGCUCUUCUGUGUCGGUGUUAACCAGAAAUACACAAAUCCUGUGAAAACACAGAUGUCUUUUUGCUGAAGAGCAUUGUAGCGUUCUUCAUCAGAGUUUCAUUCGAGUUUUUAAUCAGUUUCUGGCCUGUCUUACAUAUUUCAGCAUUAUCAGCCAUUUUUUUUGGAUUUUAUUGUGCACAGGGCGUUUCAACAACAUCAUAUGACCACAAAUUAUUUCAAACUAAGAAGGAAAAACUGUAACAUUAAGGCCCGACUAUACUUGAGGUCUUCAGGCCUGUAGACAAACGGAUACUUCUUAAGGCUGUUACCCUCAUCCCCCUCCCUCCUUUAAACCAAACACUAGGUUGAUGGUCUCCCUCAGGGGGGCUCUGUCUUUGUAUUCCCGUCCGUUGUGUGUGUGUUUGUGUGUAUUGUGGGUUGGCAAACUGCCGACUCAUUCUCUUGACAGCUGUCAGUCACAGACACAGUCAGUGUCUCCUCCCCUCCUUCUUUUCUCUUGUCUCUCUCCCCCACCCACUUUUGGGAUCCCUCCACCCCCAGAGGUCUCAAUCAGAAACAAACACACACAAAUCUUGUCUAUCAGGUGACCUUUUAUACGUGGAAUUUCCUCAAGCCUUCUCAGGUAGCACCCUACCCUGUUCUGCUCCUCUCUUCACACCCCACCCUUCUCGGUUUAUUGUCUUAAUCAUUGUGGGUGUCGACUCAGCUAUCAACAAGCCAUUAUUGUCUUGAGUUUACUCUCUAAAGAGGCCGAGUUUCUGUUUAUCCUCAGGCAUUAUAUUUGCUGAUUGUGCUUCCCAGGCUGUUGAUUAUUUACAUGUUGAAAUGCAGCCAUUAGAUCAGUCCAAACCCCUCGUCCUUUCACCUGCCACUCUCCUCCAUCUGUCCUCCUUUCCACACCGUGUCAAUACCAAUGUGCAAAGGUCACCCUGGCAACAGAGAAGCAGUGGUCGAUAGAGAAAUAAAUAAGCAGAAGGAAAAAAGGAGAGAAGUGAUGAAGGGCAGAGCCUGCUGAUUCAUAGGGUUAACUACAGGCCAUCAUCUCACAGGCACACUCUGAGGCCUGCUGGGUCUGGAGGGAGUGAGACCUUUGCUCUCUUUUUGCUAUCUUUGUAUCUUGGUCUCUAAUACUUAUUUUCUCUCCUUUGUAAUUAUUCUUUCCCACAUCUUCCACCCUUGUUGUGCUCUCUCUCUCCCCGUCUUGUUUUGCUUUUCAGUGCCGCUUUUUUUUUUUUUGGUUUCCCCCCUGCCUGGUUCCCCUCUGGGGACUGAAAACACACAGACAACUGAGGUUGUUGAAACCUUGUUGGACAAAGGCGUCACUUUCUAUUUGCCAACACUGGAAGUUUCUGUUUGCUUCUAUUUGGGGAGAACCUUAGAAGUCAUUACUGCUGAGUCUUCGAGACCCAAAGAAGCUUUUUGUCCCCUGAAUGACACUUGAUCGAAGACACAGCGCACACACAUGCACGGACUUUCGAAGUGAGCAUUAAUACACAGCCUCAGUGCUAAGAGCAUGCAGGAGGAAGACAAGAGAACUUUUGUUUGUAUGUAUGAAUCCUCCAGCCAAGUCGUGACGACUCAGCUAUCUUGUGUGUAUUUGUGUGGGUCCAUCCGGGCCACUGGUGGGUCAGUGAAGGCCUCCACACUUGGCCCCUGUUAGCUGUUGCCAGAGCUCCUAAAAUGGGCAGCCCUUCCAGAUCCGCCGCAGACAAUCGGCCAUUCUGUGUCUGAAUGUCAGGCGGGGUGUAUUUCCUGGACGUGGGACUGAUUUUUUCAGGCCCCGGGCCAGACAGAAGGGUGGCCUCUGUCUCUUAGCAGAGCGACACUGCUGACUAAGAACGGACUGCGGGGCAGUGGGAAGCAAGAAAGAGUGGGCUCUAUCCGUGUGUGUUUUCCAAUAGGUCUCCUCAGCUGAGCUUGCCCAGCAGAUGUAAAUAGGGCAGUGUUACAGAACUGUGAUUGAUCGCAUGAUGGGAUAAUGUGAUGUGUCUGUGUCUCUGUGAGAGGGGGAGCCCCUUAAAGCACAGUUGUGUUCAUUUUAACCGCCAUCCAUGGUGCAGACUGUUCAUUCACAUAGAAUAAGACACCACAAAAGGGUGGGUGGGGUGGGAGGUGGGGUGGUCAAUACUGUCUCAUUAUAUUGUUGGCUUCUCUUUAAAAGGUAGAUGAACUUAAUCCUCUCUCUGUCCACAGGUCAGUGACUUCCUGUCCGGCCGCUCUCCCCUCACCCUGGCACUGCGUGUUGGUGAUCACAUGAUGUUCGUCCAGCUCCAGUUGGCAGCACAGCAGUCUGGCGGUCCCCAGCUCCAGCACAGACACCUCAUCACCCGGGGCAACACAGACACCGCUAUGGGACAGCCUACAGGGCAGCCGCGUGUUCCCCACCCUCACCCUCACUCCCAUCACCACCACCCCCAUCAUCCCCACAGUCACCACAGCCCCCACUUGUCCCAGCCUCCGCUGGUCCCUUCCUCCCCCUCGUCUCCUGGCGCUCCAUCCUUUCCCCUUCCAUCCACGCACCACCAGCCACUCUCUCCCAUGUACCACCAAUCGGCCUCCUCUGCUCACUGUAGCCCCCCUACUCCACCUCCUCCAGCCCACUCCCCUCGCCCAUCCCACAUCCCCGGAGGUCUUUUCCGCUCUCCCCACCACCACCACCAUCAUCAUCAUCACCACCACUACCACCAGCCUUCCUCUGGCCAACCCAGCCAAGAAAUCGGACAGGCCAGCCCUGUAGCCCCGGUCCUCUGUCCUGAGGUAAGCAUUGAGAUAUUGUCAGUCUUCAUUCUUCUUUUCAUUUACUUUUAGCUAAGUGAGAUGCGAAUAAAAAUAUAUAUCAUUUCAUUCAUUAAUAAAACCGCUACAAUAUUGUGGAAGUCUUUGGUUGAAUAGCUCAACCUUUACAUAACUGAUGUCAUCUGUGGCACUUAGCUUUCUCAUGAAUGAGUAAUGGCGGGGACAGGUUUGACUGUUUGACCUGGGUGCCAUGCGCUCAACUAAAUCAGCCUCCAUUAAAUUGAUUAGAUUAGCGGGAUAUCCCAGCGGCAUGCGGGCGAUCCCGUGGUUUACUUAGGUUUGCUGAAGGUUUGCACGUGAUACAUGUGUGCGUAAGCUUCCCAACCACAGUGCACUUAGUCAUCACUGGAGUGCAGUCAGCUUCCCGAAUUCAUACAAACACACACACACACACACACACACACACACACACACACACACUAGCCCAAAUGGUUACGGCAUCCUAAUGACCUCAUCCUGUCCACUGAGACAUACAGGGGGAGGAAUGAAGGAUAAAAAGCAUAAGAGGAAAAGACCGAUAAAGAGACGGAUUAAGUGAAUUUGUGUUUAUUUUCUAAGCGAGGUGACGGAUUAUUAACCCCACAUUGUCAGUGAUUUGUCAUUGACCUUAACAAGCAUUGUUUCCUCACUCCCAACAACAGCUGCACACACACACUUUCUUGUCUCCACCAACCAAAUAUGCUGUUUAUACUUUCUGGACCUCUGCGCUCCAGCCUAUAGAAAGACAAUAAGAACCAGAUGUCAGCGGACUAUGUGGAAAAAAUGGUUCGCAAAAAGAAAAACAGAGUGACAUGAGUGUUUUGUUAUGAGAAAACGGAAAUGGCUAUUCUUCUUUGGACUUUCUCACACACUAACAUAGACCUGCACAUAAACACAGAGACCUUUGCCCCGGUUUCGGUUUCACUUUCAGAUGUCAGUCAAGUGAUCAGAGAUAAACUCCCAGGAGCUGCCAUGUUUGGGGUAUAAGUAACACGAUAUCCUGGGUGUUUUGGGGCUCUGAUAUGGCAAAAAGCUCAGGUUUCCUGCUCAGUAAGGCUUUUUGCAACCUUUAACUUUUGCUGCAUAGGUUACUUACAUAGUGCAUAUAGUAUUUACAGCACCCUCAUGUAAAGGUCACUCAGAGAAAUCAGGACAGACGUUAUAUUAUACACUGUUUAUAUAAGCAGUAUAGGUCAGAACAUGAUGUCAACACAUCCAAAGACAAGACGUACAUACACAAGAUAUGCAUGACUGUCAUUUGAUGUAUGUUUACACAGCAUGGGAGGUGAAGUCAUACAGAUUGUGUACAGAUGUGUGUUUUUCCAUGAACUCAAGCCUCACCUUAAGCUUCAUGUUUUUUUCUUCUUCUUCUUAUUCAGGCGAACUGCAGCACCAACAGCACCACCAGUGGCAGCACUCCCUCUACACGUUCCCGCAAACCCGGUGCCAUUAUUGAGAGCUUCGUCAACCACGCUCCCGGAGUCUUCUCAGGGACCUUUUCAGGUGAGAGGCAAAUGUGUUUUUAAAUAAUUUACCAUUGUCCCCGCUUUGUUUUUAAAACUUAAAGCUAUCUCUUCUAAAACCAUUUCCUUCUUUCCUCUCAGGCACUUUGCACCCGAACUGCCAGGACAGCAAUGGGCGCCCCAGACGAGAUAUUAGUACCAUCCUGCAGAUCCUUAAUGACCUCCUGAGCGCCACACGCCACUACCAGGGCAUGCCCCCCUCCCUCACCCAGCUCCGCUACCAGACCCAGUGUGGUUCACCCACCUCCCCAUCCCCAUCACCUCCUCCUUCGCCCCCGGUCGUUGGCAUGACAGGCCUCUCUGCAAAAGCUACCUCUGUGCCCGCCGGCAGCCCUAGCAGCCCUGCGCCGACCCUUCAUCCGCUGGUGCAGUGCCAGAGCCAGAUCCACAUGUGCAAACCCCCUGGUGAGUGGCUGUAUAUCGCAACAUUUCUGCUCGUUCAAGCACGUCAUGACCCCAAACAGAAACACGCUCAGUCACACAAAGUUAUCGGAGGUUUGUUUAAGCAGAUGAUGCAGCUUGGGAAGUGUGUGUAGACCUCUUUUUGGUGAGAACGCAAAACCACAGCGAUCUAGAGGCUUCUUUUUCCAGAGUUUUGCUUUGACUUUGAAAAAUUUACCAAAUCAUUAUUUCAUCAUUACUUUGCUAUUUCCACUUUUUCAUUUUGUGCUUCAUGGUUUGCCUCCUGUUAUUUAGCAUCAUCGUUGAGCAGUAACACCAGAUUUUAGAAGCUGAAUAUCAUACAUCAGGUUUUGAAGCUGAAGAGAAAGGGAUGAGACGAAAGGGGUAGAAGAGGGGGUGGGGGGUGGUCUCCUUUAGUAAUGCUAUACCAGCUUCCUCAGACCUGUUCAGUCAGGCUUCACUUGUCAGGCGGCGGAGUUGGCUUUGUUUUUGUGCGGCAAGGAGAUACGUUUACCCCUUGAAGCCUGGGCUGGGCUAUGUUUAGAUUAGAUUAGGUUUUGGGUGGUUUAACCUAGCCUCGUAAAUACAGGCUGCAGCUGGGGCGUGUAUGGGCUGGGGCCGGACAAACCUCGACAUACCUGUGCCUGAAGGGCUGGGCCUGGGCAGGUGCUGGAGUCAAGAUGAUACCGUUUAAAAAAAAAAUCUCCUUUCCUUGCAGAGACACAGGAAGUAGAGUGUCAGACAGAUGUCCAGAACAGAUAACAUUCAGUCGAUGUUGUAAGGUUAGACUGGCUGUGCGGAGAGAAACAGCAUUGUCUCUUGCUGCCUCCUUAUCUCCUGUGUAGGAAAUGGAGCUGGUCUUUGGUUUGAUGAGGGUAGAUUUUGUUGAAUAGUGUGUGAGGGAGGGACCUGACAUACAGUUCCUUAUGUUUAAUGUUUUCUUUUGUUUAAAAAAAGCAAAAGAGCCUCUAUCUAUUGUCACACUCGGGCUCUGUCUCCUGUUUAAUGACCUUCUGUUGCAGCUGAAUGGAGUGUUUUAGUCGAGGCGGUGAAUACAAGUUGACUGGGGAAUGUCCACUAUUCCUGUGCAUCACCCUGGGAGCCCUUACAAGUGUUCAUCGAACAGUUGGAAUAACACAGGCUUAUUUUCUUAACUCAGGGAAGACCUUUCCUUCAGUGCCCCCUUCUGCCCCUCCCCUCCUCUCCCACUAUUGUCAUCUGUCUACGUCUGCACUCAGCGGCCCACGCCAGUGUUUCCCCACUUACAGUCCAAAAUCAGCCUCGUCUGUAAAAUUCAUCUUCCGCCUUGUCCUCUUUUUUUCUGUUUCCAUGUCGGUUAGGCGCAUCAAUACAUUGUCUGUGUUCGUUUGGCCUUUUGAUAGAUUUAUUCCAAAAUGUAGCUCUGAGAAGGAGGAGGAGGAGGACACAGAAACGGGGGAUUGUUAAAACCACAAUACUAAGCCUCAUUCAUCAUAUGGGUGUUCAUAUCCUGUCCAUCAGUAGACCAGCUGCCCACUGAUUAACAGGCAAAGUUAGAAGAGAAGAAAAGCCCAUUUAAAGCCUAUUUCCAACUUUACUACUGCGUCCAACUUCCUGCUUCCAGAAAGCGAUGUGGCUGAAUAACUUGUCCACCCAAGCGUGCACAGUUAAGCUCACUGAAACAAUGAGUGUGCUGGUGCGAUUGUGCGUGCUGACCGACGUCCCGUUCCGCAUGGUGUCCUGAGGAAGCCGAUGAGUAAGCGCUCUCUGGCGGUCUUAUCAGCGGACACCUGAUGGAAGACUUACUGGACUUAACACCACAGCUUAACACUGCUCUAGAGAAACCUGCCUUCAUUCAGCUACAGGAAUAAACUGCACUUCCCAUCUGUCAGAUUGUCUGUGUGUGUGUGUGUGUCUGUCUGUGUGUGUGUGUGUGCAGUCAAACUCUAGGUCGAAACAGCCUCUUGAAAAUGUCACAUAGCUUGGCCGUCUCCCGAGAGCCUUUACCCUUUCCACUGCAAGUUCAUGUGCGAGGGGAAGAAGACAAGCGUAAAUAAAAAGCUUGAAGAUACAAACACGCACUCUCACACACACACUCACACACACACAUACACACUCCGGACCACAGACGCCUGGUUAAAGGCUUUGGCAGCUAGCUUGGUUUCCAGGCUUUGCAGGGUAGUAUUGCUGAGUGUGGGGAUUUGUCAGACCGGGACUUGUGUUGGAUUUGAACAUGAGGGCUUUAGGAUGCCCUGGCAGGCUGAUUGUUAGCUAAAUUCCUUUACUGAGUCGGACGGACCUCCCCGGCACCCCCUCCUCCUCCAGCCCUUCAGCCCCCUGCCCAGCCAAAGCUAUUGUGCAGGGGCCAGGGACAGGGGCUGCAUACAGGGCACCAGGCUGGGCCAUUGUGGGGCAGACGAGGGGAGGGCUGUGGGAUUAUAGGGCUGCCUUUUAGUCCAACUCCCACUGCAGCUGCCUUAGUUCAACACAGGCCCACAGACAGGGGCAAAGUUAGCUCUGAAAGCUUCCCCGGCGCCCCCUGUCUCUCUGUGUGCCUUCCGUAUCCCUUCGCCCCCCACCACCCCAUCCCCUUUCGAUUUGUCAGGUCAUGUUAGCUUCGUUCUGGCUGGGACUGGGCAAGCGAAAAAAAAAGGGGUAGCGAGGGAGAUGCCCAUUGUUUGCUGUGUUUAAGCUCGGUUCGAGGCCCCACGCAUUAUCAUCACGUAGGCUUCACUCUUCUCUCGAAGCACUCUGACGGCUGAUGUGAAAACACGUGCGGCGAUAUAACCUAACUAACACCGGAGUGAUGCAACAAAAGCUCAGAGCUAUCUAGAGAAGCCAGCCAAGCACAUCAGGUGCCCUUUCAUUGUCGACAAGGAGAGCGAGGGAGCUAGAGAGACAGAAAGGGAGAAAGAGAGAGAGAGAGAGAGAAUGCAAAUGAAGUCUAAAAGUCAUUGAAGAGCUCAUGUCCCUGCAGGGUUGUCAAUGCCCUUUCAGAGGCCGUCAAAACGCUCAUUUAAGCUGCGAUCUGAUUGGUUGCUUUAGUUUGUGUCUGAUAAGUUGGUUGAACUUUUCGAAAACGUCCCUCCUUACGGUCCGUACUGGAUCCUCCUGACAUCAAAUAAAUUAAAACAAAACACGCGGCGAAUUCAGCGAUGACUGGGUUGAACUCAGACACCUUGAUGAUAAGUAUGAAAAGUCUGAACAAGUUCACUUGAAGGGUGGGGCUUCACAGCAGUUCAAUAAAAAGAAAAUAAUUUAUCAUCUUCCCCAUAAAAUGAGACAUUUAUAUUUGAAUUCCUCAAAUAAUUCAACUUGUAGAGUCAUAGAUGUGUGCCUGUAAAAAGCGCACAUAAUUCGGAGCAGUAGUGUCUCACAAAUGUCAAUAAUACAAAGAUAAUUAUCAGGAUUUUUAAUUGGCAUAUUCCAAUAAUCAUCUAAAUGAAGAAAAGAGUACCACUCCAGGAAGUCAAGGCUGACUUUGCUGCAAUGUGAUUUCUUUCCUCCUCUCCUUCUUUCUCCUUCUCUCUCCCCCACCCCCACCCCCACCCCUCCCUCUCCCUCUUUCCCCUGGUUCCCUUGAUGCUGAGCAAAACACAAUGUUCUCUCUGCAAGAUCACAAGACUUAUCAAGGCAAACAAACAAACAACAGCACUAACACAACUGCAAAUGAAGGCCAAUCUUUAUACAAUCAAUAAAAGGAGAAGCUCCUUUAAUCUCCCUGUGCGUCCUGCACACUGCAGCCCUCCUCCCUUUCUCUCUACCUCCUCCACCCACCCACUCUCUCCCCCACCCUGCCGUGUGCUCCCUAUCUCAGUCCUUGGUGUGUUGCUGGGCUGGGCUCAAAGGCAAGGAAAACUGACUGACGCAUCGAUUAUUCAUAGAUCACCCCUUUCUUUCUCCCUCUCUUUCUGUCUGUCUUUCUUCGGCUUUCUCCUCGGUGCUCGGUCCUGUGUCAAAACCUGCACAGAGGAGAGUUUGGGGAAAGAAAACUGUGCGGCUGCUCACGAGUGAGAUUUACUGUGUUUGCAGCGACACAGGCGAAAAAAAGAGAGCAGAGGAAACGAAAAUUGGUGCUUACUUCCUCUCUGCGCCCUUGACCUGUCUAAUGUUUGAUAUCUGUCAGUGAACGUUACUAAGAAAGAUUUCUUCUUCUCUUUCUUCUCUCUCUCUCUCUCUCUCUCUUUAUUCAUUCUCUAUGUCUCUUACCCACCCCUCUCUGGGUCCUCCAAGGUUAUUGUGCUCACGUCAAACCCUAGUCUCUGCAUCCAGGCUUUGGGCCAGCCUGAGUGUGUGUGUGUGUGUGUGUAUAUGCGUCUUGCGUGUAUAGUCUGUCCUCCUUAGCCAGCCCUAAUAAUAGCCCUACUGUCAUAAACAUAGUCUGGAGAUCCUUGCGGCCAGCUGUGUCCGGCCUAGCCGCCCAGGGCUCCGGUAGUGACGCUGAUGAAUGGCCACACACACACACACACACACACUCAAACACACACACACACACACACACACACAUAAAGUGUUGUGUAGCCCAAAGCACAUUCUCAGACCUCUUGCCAAGCCAAAGGCCAAGACCCACAGCAUCAGCUUACUGCCCUUUAAGCAGUGUGUGCUUAUAUGUGUGUUUGUUUUGCUCAUUGUUCAGAUGUCUUAGCGAAUAUCCAUCAAUGGAAAUAUAAUCAUUCCUAAGUGGACGAACCUGUAAAAAUAAUAAAGAAAGCGUUUCAACUAAAAGACGGAGAGUUGUAGUUGUAGUCGCCGACACAGAUUUUCGAAGUAGGCAUGCACUGGCUCUGCGCCGUUUCAUUGUGUACAGCCAUAUUUCAACACAGCCGAGGGGCGGUUUCGCUGUUGGCUAGCCAGAGCAGGGGAAUAAGGGGAAGAGGGAGGACUGGAGGGGGGAACAAAGCCUUGUGGCAGCGUGCAUGAAUGUCACUUGGAGCUGAGGCGGCGGAACAAUGGCUCUUAUGUAGGAGAGCCCUCCCUUUGGUUCACCCCUCAUUCUCUGGAGAUGACACGCUGCCCCCACACAGGAGCACACACAUGGCAUCUGGAUGCGCACACUUGUGUUCGUAUCAGGACUGAACAUGUUGACAGGAAGUAGAAGAAACCUCGUCAGUGAAUGGUUGUCACGUGUGAGAGUGUUUCUUUCUCUUAAGUUUAUUAUGUGUUUCCUGUCUAUUGGUGCUUGACGACACUCUGGAUCUUUAGCAUGCGCUGCUAGACUGUGGUGAAUAUUUAUAGCAAGAGAAAGGGCUCUGCGCGGCUCGAUCCGAUAAGCAAAUGAGGGAAAGAGGUAAAUUAAGCCCACACAGAGUCCGGAAUUCAUUCCGAUGGGGGGAAAAGCAGAGGAGGGCACGAUCGAUUCGGAAAACUGCCACCUACGGCUGAUCCUUUACCCUCCACCCUCUUCCUUCGUCCUUUUUUUUAUUUUUUUUAUCCCCCUCGCCCUUGGGGGAGGAAUUCCUUAACCCACACUGCCACCCCCUUUCUCCACUCCACUCCUCGACUCUCGCCUCCUGCUUCCCCUUCUUCACACUGCCCCACCUAGCUGUCUCUGGGGAGAUGUGGGCCAAGAGCUGGAGAAGGAAGGAGGAGAAAAGGGGGAGGAGGGGGCUGUGUGUGUGUGAUGGCUAAAAAAAAAGGGGGGGUGGAGGAAGAAGUGAAGGGUGGGGAGGGGAGUGUUGGGUCAAUGAGCUGAGAGUGGGAAGCUACAGCCAUAAUAAAGAAAAAAAAUAGCAGAAAAAAACCAAUCUCUCCCUGUCUCUCUCUCCGCUUACAAUUUCCAUUCGCUUGCAUUUUCUAUUGAAAGCCAAUAGCGUUGUCCUGGGCCCGAGAUGGAUGGCUGCACUAGAGCUAAGGUUUAAUCAAUAGGUCUUUUUAAUUUGCCAUCGAUCCACGUUAAAAGCUACUGCGGCUGUUGCUGCUGCUGUGUGUGUUUGCGUGCAUGCAACGAUGAGCGUGUGCCCCUCAGUGUUUGUGUAUGUGUGUGUCUUUUCUGUAUACGUGCAUGAGUCUACACAUUGUGUGUGUGUGUGUGUGUGUGUCUUUUGUGUGAAUACAUGAUGUACUUGAAUGCAGAUUUGAGAGUCUGACUGUGUGUGUGUGUGUGUGUUGUGGUGUGCAGCAGAGGCAGAGAUGGCCGCCAUGCUUCGGUUUAUUGACAUUCUAGCCCAUUAUUUAAUUAUUUAAUUCCCAGACAGAUACUAAUGGAGCUGGCUAAUAGAUUGCGGUUGCUUUUCCUUCCUUCCAAGCUCCUGAAUAUACGUAUAAAUUGAAUUAGGCUCGACUCGGCCACUGUAGGAGAGCAUUCACAGUGCGGUGCGGGGCCUCUCCCUCGAGACGGUAUUCUCCUAUAGGCACAUCAACAGCUAGAAAUGCACUUAGUGGCACAUUCAGACCCUGAAGCAUGCCAUCUGCAGUUAUGCGCUCAGAAAUCACAGACGGCUAUUGGAAUGUCUGGUUUCAGGUUGGUGUUUGGAUGUUUUUGGCCUUGGGAUUAGCUCUCAAGGAGAGUCAGAACUGUGAAGGUCUUUUUAUUUUGUGAUAAGGGGAUUGAUCGGCUCUGGGAAGGCUGAUGAUGCUCAGUCAGGGAAGGUUUGCAGUAGGUUCUACUUUGUAUCUAGGACAUUUGUUUGAGCCAGGGGAAUGAUCCUAGCAUGUCUUAGCUUUGGACAUGUGAACACACGCAUCCUGACGCUCAUAUACUAUAUUAACAUUCCCAUCACUCCCACCUUCUUGUUUUAAGGAUGCACUGAUUCGCUUUUCUCACCUCCGAUACCGAUACAGAUAUCUACAGUUUAGUAUCGGCCGAUACCGAUCCAAUUCCGAUACAGAAAAGCUGCGCCAAAUAACCUUUUUUACCACCACCCUUCGGAACAUUUACUCUGCAGGUAUUGCAAAUGGCCGUCGGGCUUGUAGGCGGAGGUAUUUUGAUAAAGUUCAAGAUAGCAGACCCCUUUGCUCGCUCCAUUUUGAAAACAAUGUGUCAGCAUGUUUACUUGUGGAUGCCAAUCGCGGCGCAUAGCAUAGAGUUAGACUGAAUAGAUCAGCCCCUAUGCAUCGGGCCCAUUGUCACAAUACCCGAUCUAGAAUUUUCUUCAGUAUCGGGACAGAUACCGAUAUCAAAUAUCGGAUCGUUGCAUCCCUAUCUUGUAUAUGCUGGUAUGACUGUUUUCAGUGUAGAUAAAUGAGUCCAACUUGACUGACUGUUUCUCCCCUCUCUUUACCUUUCUCCAGGUGAUCGUCUGCGGCAGACCGAGAACCGCGCCACUCGCUGCAAAGUGGAGCGCCUGCAGCUGUUGAUGCAGCAGAAGCGUCUGCGCAGGAAGGCCAGGCGGGACCAGCGCGCCCCGUAUCAGUGGCUGCCCAACAGGAAGGCUGGACGCAGUAACAGCAACAGCAGCAUGUCGAGCGAGGGCUCCCUGGACCUGGACUUUGAUGACUCGGUGUGGAAGCCUGACGUCAAAGCUGACUUGAAGUCUGAGUUCGUCAUGGCCUGAACAGACGGAUUCAAAGAUGAGCAAAGCAUUCAUUGGGAUUUACUCAUUAUUCUUUGAGGGAGGAAGUGACACAAAGAUGAGCAAAGAUGUUUAACAGAAAGAGGAAAUCAAAAGUGACAAAAUAAAAGGCUCCCUGCUGACUUUAACCCCGGUUUGUCCUUCACAGUUGACCAUGUGGGAAACAGCAACAAUAGCAACAGAACUUUCUUUUGAUCCUUGGAUCAGAAAAAAAAAAAAAAAACUGGACUUAACAGUGUACAAGACUUUUUACAGUAUGAUCAGAGAGACCAUACUGGAACUUGAGCAUAGCAGAAUUCAAUGGGUGGUAGUGGUGGUGGUAUUUUGAGAUUUUUGUUUUCUAAGAUUGUUUUUUUUUUUUAAAACGCACUCUGGACAGCAAUGAAGAGAUCCACACUGGACUUACUCACAGGACAGGAGCACCAGAGGCCUCAGUGUUUCCUAAUACCAAGAAAGGCAGAACUGCCGAACUUUGGAUUACUCCAACGGGCAUUCUUAUUGAUCUCAAAACUCACAAACCAGAGUUUACUUUUUACCUGUUACUGGGUGGUUAAAUUUUUUUUUUUUUGUUCCAUUUUGAAACAUAUUAUAUUUUAUAAACAAAAAAUAUGUAGCAUUGUUCACAAAGCAUUCAGGUUUUCAUAUAACAGUUCAAAGUAGUCGUUGAUUUGCACAUUUUCUUGAUUUAUAACAGCUGGUCAGAGUGUGCAGGAAGGAGGAGGAGGUGGGGCCUGAGAGAGAGAAAAAUGAAUAUGGAAGUAUUGAUAUCAACCUCAGUGACAUAGGGUAUCGAUAGGAAUGAUAAAUGAUUAAACAAAAUAAAUUAAUAUUAACAGAAAGUGCUUUAGAGGAUUUAAAAAUCUUUAAAAUGUAUAUGGAAGAAAAUCUAUUUUUUAUUUCUCUUCCUAUCUGCUGUUUUCAAAAAACAGCAGCCCUGUGUGGCUUCAGUCAAGUCUUUGACUCCUAACAAAUAUGUAACAUCCAUUCAAUCAUUCAUUAGCUCCUUUAUGGAUAGUAGAUGUGUCUAGCCACGACAAAUAAUACAGAAAAAACAAAUUUCAUCCAGCCCGCCUCAUGUCUAACAGACCUGAAUGGACUUGUCGAGGGUUUGUAUUAGUUUAUGUACAUAAAUGUGACAAUUGGCAAAGGUUUAUGAGGGUGUGCGUGUGUGUGUGCGUGUUUGACUUAAGUGUAAAUUAAUUUUACAGUUUCCCAUGAUUCUCUCUGAGUUAUCUUCUCCCAAAAAAACCUAUUAGUUUUCCAAAAAAAUAAUGAUCAGCUGAACUACUUACUUUAUCCUGUGACAGUUUCAGGCCAAUGUGACGUGUAUUCUCACCAAGCCCUACGAUAGCGACUCUAUUUUUUUAUUGGCAAAGAGGGAGAAGACGUGCUAUUAGUUUCCAGCAUCAUUAUCUAGUGCCUCCAUCAGUGCAUCCAUUGACAUAUCAGGUUCGGCCUUUCACAGCUCCGCUGCUACAUACGGGGACUUGAAAUUUAAAAAAAAAAGAAAUAAGCAAGAGGGGAAAAGUGACUUUUCUUUGCAUGCAGAAGUGUGAAAAUACACUGAUCUUUUUUCUAUUGAUGGAAGAAAAAAAAGAAACUGGUUCUGUGGGAAUGAAGGUUAACAACAUGCAUGAAUUUGUGAAGAAAAUAAAAACAAUGCUGCUUUUGUUGGUUAGGUUUUAUGUAAUUUUUGUUUCAACAGUAGAACAACAGCGUCCUGCUAAAGUAUUACAAAACCAAAACAGAUGAAGUUAAGUGUGGACUCGCGUCUUGCUCAGCACUGAACAUUCCUGUUGUGUGACUAUGAAGAUGAUGAUGAGCAAAGAGCAACUGACUCUUUCUCUCUUUCUACUCCCCGAGCGGUUUUACCCCCAUGACUCUCAAGGACCCAGACAGCCUACGAACUGUUCAGCCGCCUCCCCCCCUCCUCCCAGCCUAAAAUGCCAACAGGCUUGUGUGGAUGUACUCUCGCAGGGAACUUACAGACCAGCGGAUUUACUGAACUGUCCGUCAAAACCCACCAGAGAGAAGCAUCCGGUCUGUCUCCUUAUCUGUCUGUCUGUCUGAUCGAUCGACCACCCUACCACUAUUGCACUCCCAGAGAUUGCAGUGAGAGAUUACCUUUUUGGUGAACCUCAUCUUUUUUUUAAGUGGCCUUACCUUUCACUAAAAAAAUGAGACACUUGGGGACAAUGGGGGCGGGAAUGUUUUUUGUUCUUUUUUGAAACUUUCUGUGUGCAUCGUUGUCAGAUUUGUCAUCAAGGCGCCAUUUUUUGUCACUGAGGACACUGGGCAUCCGUUGUUUAGUGCUUUUUAGCUGGUGGAGUCUCUAUUAUGUCAAGGCUUCUGUGCCUUAAAAAUGUUGCCCUUGCUGUGUCAGUGUCAGAUUUUCAGUUUUCUUUUCCAUUGAUUGAUCCACAGGACUGUAGUUUUCACAUAUGAGAGUUGUAGAUUUUAAGGACGGAGCUUAUUUGAGUGAACCACAUUGGAUUGAAAGUCCUCAAAUAGUGUCUUUGUUCUGUUUCUUCAUUGUGUUGCCAUGCUUGUUGGUCUCUGUUGUUAACUCGGUUCUCCCACCAACAAGCUGCAAAAUGCUCAAAAUCUGAGCCAGUUAAGUUAAAUGAUCAAGUUUACACCGCAGUACUUAGAUAGCAAGAAGCAGGAGCCCUGAUCGAGAAUAAGAAAGGUCCUCUGAGGACUCACGCACUUCUUGUUUCCUUGGAUUCAAACUAGGAUUACUAAAGGACAAUUAUCCCCUGCCCCUUCCAAAUUUUAUUUAAUUUCUUUUGUAUAUGUAUGAACUAUACUCUGUGUGUGCCUCACUUCUGUGUGAAACUCAAAAAGAUGAAACAAAACAAAAAAGAUGACAAAAGCAUUACAGAGAGGAUAAAAAACAGUACGUUGUUGGAAUUCUGACCAUUUGAGUUGCCUGUUCUUUCUUGUAGCCAACUAUUGAAAAUAACAGGAUUCAAGAAAUACAAUUUACAAUGUUCUAGCUCUAGACCGGUGUAGCACAUGUGUGACUGUAUUAAUUUAUGAAACCAAAAUGGUAACUGUGAAUUAUGUAUUUCUUUGUGCAUUUUUUUUAAAGCUGGGGAGAAGGUUUGCUGGGACACGGGCAGCAGCUGGUUGCUCGUGUCCGGAAAAAAAAAAAACAACACAAAAAAAACAACUUUUUUUUUGGUGGAAUAUAAUGGAAACAAAAUAAGUUUCUGAAAAAGAAAAAAAAGGAGAAAAAAAAUGAAAAAAAGAGAAAAAAAUAUAUGAAUAUAUUUUUUUUCUUAAGCAAUACAUUUCAGUGUGACUUGUGAUAGACCAUUUUCUUUUUUUUAGGUAAUAAAUAAAUAAAAAACAAAAUGAGUACGUCAC
Molecule: messenger RNA, 27303 nt
Organism: Xyrichtys novacula (pearly razorfish)
Lineage: Eukaryota; Metazoa; Chordata; Actinopteri; Labriformes; Labridae
Source: the annotation of a GenBank genome assembly